This is a messenger RNA of Cucurbita maxima (winter squash), 3349 nucleotides long. Its product is annotated as probable xyloglucan 6-xylosyltransferase 5. The record is from RefSeq and is a predicted model, not a curated record. Gene Ontology annotation, cellular component: trans-Golgi network; endosome; membrane. Lineage: Eukaryota; Viridiplantae; Streptophyta; Magnoliopsida; Cucurbitales; Cucurbitaceae. Gene Ontology annotation, molecular function: hexosyltransferase activity. The transcript is spliced from 3 exons. Gene Ontology annotation, biological process: xyloglucan biosynthetic process. Bases 418 to 1869 code for a protein of 483 amino acids.
AAGGAGGUAGGAAGGAGGAAUUUGUGUUAUAAAAAUUAAGAAAACAAUGGAUCCAAUCACGCGUCGGAAGAAUUGUACUUCGAAUCAUUCGAAGAAAAUCCAUCAAUACUUCAAUUCCACAGUCGGUGGUAUUGCUGAGACGCCUCUCACCUUCUCCUUCUCCUUCGCUUUCUCCUCUUCUUCCUUUCUUAGCUGUUCCUCAACUAUCUCCACCAUGAAUUGACCAUUACCCAUUACUGCUAUAUUCUUCGCCUACCCGGAUCCUCCUUUGUUCUGCUCCAUCUCUUCGAUUUCUUAUCCUGGUCACCUAGCUGAAUUGAAGGUGGAGAGAGCUGCUGUAUCCAGGGAAAUAGGCUGUUUAUCUCAUAACCCAUAGCUCCAAAUCCUGAUUACUGGAUAGAGAGAACAAGUAGAGACAUGGGACUAGACAAUAUACCGGCUCAGAAGAGAGCUGGCAAUGGAGGGAAUAGUUUGCCCACCACUGCUACCACCGUCAACGGCAGAAGAAGCCGUACUAUCCCCGGAAUUCCUCGUGGCCGUCAGAUCCAGAAGACUUUCAACAAUAUAAAGAUUACCAUACUCUGUGGCUUCGUCACCAUUCUUGUUCUUCGUGGCACCAUAGGCAUCGGCAACCUUGGUAGCUCCGAGGCCGACGCUGUAAACCAGAAUAUCAUCGAAGAAACCAACCGGAUCCUCGCCGAGAUUCGAUCUGACAGUGACCCCAACGACCCGGAUGAUCCUGCCGAGACAGAAAUCAACCCUAAUGUCACUUACACACUCGGUCCCAAGAUUGCGAACUGGAAUCAGGAGAGAAAGGUUUGGCUGGAUCAGAACCCACAAUUUCCCAAUUAUAUUAAUAAAAGAGCUAGGAUCUUGCUUGUUACCGGUUCGCCUCCAAAACCCUGCGAUAAUGCAAUUGGAGAUCAUUAUUUGUUGAAGGCAAUCAAGAAUAAGAUUGACUAUUGCAGGCUUCAUGGGAUUGAAAUAGUAUACAAUUUGGCUCAUUUAGAUAAGGAACUUGCUGGGUAUUGGGCCAAGUUGCCAUUGAUCCGGCGAUUAAUGCUGUCACACCCUGAGGUGGAGUGGAUUUGGUGGAUGGACAGUGAUGCGUUAUUUACUGAUAUGGUGUUCGAAAUUCCUCUGGACAAAUAUGAUAACUAUAAUUUGGUGGUUCACGGGUACCCUGAUUUGAUGUUCAACCAGAAGUCCUGGAUUGCACUCAACACAGGAAGCUUUUUGUUUCGGAAUUGCCAGUGGUCUUUGGAUUUGCUGGAUGCUUGGGCUCCAAUGGGACCAAAGGGUCCUAUCCGGGAAGAGGCCGGCAAGAUUUUGACUGCAUACUUGAAGGGAAGGCCGGCGUUUGAAGCUGAUGAUCAGUCAGCUCUGAUAUACUUGUUGCUUUCUCAGAAAGAUCAGUGGAUGGAUAAGGUGUUUCUUGAGAAUUCAUACUAUUUGCAUGGUUACUGGGCUGGGUUAGUGGAUAGGUAUGAGGAAAUGAUUGAGAAGUAUCACCCUGGAUUGGGCGACGAGAGGUGGCCAUUCGUGACGCAUUUUGUGGGCUGCAAGCCUUGUGGUAGCUAUGGAGACUAUCCAGUGGAAAGGUGUUUGAGCAGCAUGGAGAGGGCUUUCAAUUUUGCUGACAAUCAAGUUCUGAAGCUGUAUGGAUUUGGGCAUAGGGGCCUCUUGAGCCCCAAAAUCAAGCGGAUCAGGAACGAGACAGCCACUCCAUUGGAGUCAGUUGAUCAGAACGAUAUUCGGCGGCACGUUCUUCAUCGGAACAAUGCUCCUCCAACCAAGGAUUCAGGAAUUGAAGUUCUUGAGGCUGUCGAUUUUCAAGAGAAAAAGGAAGGUUGCGUGCGACUAUUAUAAAACAAAUGGCGAAAGGAGUGAAUUAGAAGCAAUUUAAAGGAGGAACUGAAAUUGCAUCAUCAAGCAAAGAGGGUGAAAUGAAAGCCAAUCCUCAAGCCUCAAGCAAAUUCAAAAAGGAAGGUAACUUUUUCUCCAUCUUCUUGCUUGUUUGUUAGAUAUGGAAGAAUCGAUAACUUCUUCUUAUGCUGAAAAAUGCACAGCCACAAAUCAGCAUACUUGUUAGAGCCCAUUUGAUUCAAAACCCAGAAUCCAAAACCCAUCAUUUUGAAUCAAUGGAGGAACCAAGGAAGCUCGUCAGAAGAUCGAUUUACAGUUUCCUUCAGAAUUAUCAGUACUUCACCUCAAUUGUAGCUGUUCUGGCAUUUCCAUAUGCCAUCUCUGUUCUUCUUUCACAAGCUCUUCUUCUUUCUUCUUCUUCUCUUCUUCCAUUUACUUUUGAUCACUUGAGGACUCUAUUUGGUGCGGCUGGAUUCCCCACUUCUUCAAAAUUCUUCUCCAUUCUCAUUCAAAAGCUCUCUCAAACCAUCGUUUCCUCCAUCUAUUCUCUGCCCUUUUCUCUCACUUUCCUUUUGAUCUCAAAAGCCUGUGUAAUUCAAGCUCUCAAUCAGCAGAAACCCAAUUCGGUGCCUUCAUUUUCAUCCAUUAUACCCCUUUUUAAUCCCCUCCUUCUGACCCAUGUCUGCAAUGUAUGCGUUUACGUCUCUGCAAACGCUACCGUGUUUUGUAUGCUAUUUUUCGCCUUCAAUUGCCUCGAGGGAUUUGGGUAUUUUUCUCCCAAUUGCCUCCUGUUGGUGUCAGUUUUUGGGGCUUUUCUGUAUUCAGUAGCAAUUGCCAAAGCCAUCACAAUAUGCAAUUUGGCAUGGGUUUUGUCCGGCAUGGAGAGGAAUGGGGGAUUCAUGGCGAUUCUUAAGGCUUGUGUUUUGAUUCAGGGGAGAAGCGCCACGGCGCUAUUGGUGGCGCUGCCUUUCAAUCUGGGAAUGGCGGCCACUGAAGCUCUAUUCCAGUACAGAAUAGUACGAGAUUAUCAUUCCAGGGGGAGAUUGGGGCCUUCCAUGGUGCUGGAAGGAAUGUUUGUUGCCUAUUUGUACUCGGUUUUUGUUGUCCUGGACGCCAUUGUUAACACCAUGUUCUUCAAAAGUUGCAGAGUGGGUUCUCUGAUGGGUCUGGAAAUCAAGAGCUCUUUUUGCCUUUGGAUGGGUGUUGCUGAGAAGGACAAUGAAGGUCGCCCGCAUUUGAAGGGUUUUGAAGAACUUCCAUGAGAGAAUUGAAACAGACUCUCUUGUUAAUUUUUACUCUAGGGAGUCUGGAACUCAUGAAUAUUUGCAAAAAAUAUGAUUUGUUUAGCUGCUUAGAAUUACUGGGAAUCAUCUCUUUAGCCUUUUAAGCUCUGCAUUCAAAUUCCUAUUACUUACAAGUUGUAAAUAACCAAUCUUUCAGGACAUUGGGAUGGGGAUAUCCAUAUGGAUUAAGCCUUCUUUUA